AUGCGAGUUGACAGAGAGACUGCAAGGAUCAUCCAAGCGUUGAAACUCCCACGAUACAUGAUUGGGGUGAUACCCAAGACUCUUUCCUCAUUGAUAGCAGGUAACCUCGGAUUAGCUGACAACCUAAAGAUAUUGGAGAUGAUGAGUGUACCACUCUCCCAGGCCAACUUGGAUUUCCUCUGCAAUGUUGUUGUGACGAGUACGACGCUGGAGCAGUUACAUUUAUCUUGCUGUUGGCAUGAGGGGGGGUCUUUAUUCUCUCGACUUUCCAAGAAGUAUAAAUCUCUUGCCAAAGCCAUCGGAAGUUCUGAGUCUUUGCAGAUACUUCGCAUCUCAAGGACGGUUAUGGUCUACGAAGGAUUUCUGGCAGAUUUGUUUGCAGGUAGUGCACACAAGCUAAAAAAGCUUAUUCUAAGUCGUUCUAUCAUCGAAUCUCCAAGCAUACUGGCCGUUCAAAAUGCGCUGGAGCAUCCGGAAUGCCAGAUACAGCACCUGAACCUGUCCGGUAUCCCCCAAGGCUCAGAUAUCACCCCAAUUGCCAACGCUCUGGAAGUGAACACGUCUCUGAAGGAAUUCCUUCUAUCCUCCAGGUACCAUUUACCCGAUGAUAGCGCGGAAGCCCUCGCAAACGCCCUCCGCGUCAACUCAACGCUGGAAUCAAUAAAAAUGUGUGAUGUGGAUAUUGGUGCUGAAAAUAACACAUUCUCGACCGAAGGAUGGAAAUCAUUCUCGAAGGGACUAAAAGAAUCACAAGGCAUUCAUUAUCUUGACAUAUCGGGUAAUGAUUUUGUAGUGAGAGGCGUACUGAAUCUUUUUAGGGCGACAGGCAUACAGUAUCUCCUAGAUGGUCUAGAAGAGAAUCAAAGCGUCACUCAUUUCACCAUGCAAGACAUUUCAGCCGACCCACAUUCAUUUGAUCUCAUUGGAGAUUUCAUUCAGACUCGAAACUUCAAGCUCUUGAAUAUUUCCAAUAUCUCCAACUCCGAGUACAUGUUCAGGUCAUACAAGGGCCUGCCGGACCGCUUCCUUUGGUCCGUCGCCCAUCGUGUAGCAAGCAACGGUGGUAUGGAAGUCUUGAAAAUUGCCAAUAUCAGGAUGGAGGGGCCGAAUGGGUUAAAAACGAUCAUCCGUGCACUUGCAAAUAAUACAACUCUUCGAGAACUGGAUAUUUCAGAAAAUCGGGAAGAUCAUCUAUUGAGGGAGCUUGCUGAUGCACUGACAAGCAAUCAGCAUCUAUUGAAACUAAAUCUCAAGGAUAUCGCUCUUGCUACGGACGAUUUUCAGUAUUUCGCAAAGUGCUUACCGAAGAUGAAAGGUCUCGAGUCCAUUGUGUUCGGGGAACUAAAUGAUACUUUUGCUGAUGCUCUCCUCAGUGGUUUGAAAGACAACGACACGUUGAAACAUAUGGAUGGUCCUUUCGGGGAUGGAAGCUGUUGGCGAAAAAUUGAUUUCUAUCUACGAUGGAAUCGUGGUGGAAGAAAAAUUCUGAAGAUGGCGCCUCCCUCGGUCUUGUUGCCAAAGAUACUAUCAAGAUCGAGAAACGGCCCAGACGUGCUUUUCGAGAUUUUGAGGGGGAUUCAGUUGCACGCAUAG
Molecule: messenger RNA, 1593 nt
Organism: Cylindrotheca closterium
Lineage: Eukaryota; Bacillariophyta; Bacillariophyceae; Bacillariales; Bacillariaceae
Source: the annotation of a GenBank genome assembly